Messenger RNA from Numida meleagris (helmeted guineafowl), 3156 nucleotides. RefSeq names its product SRY-box 18 (gene SOX18). The transcript is spliced from 2 exons. The coding region runs from base 1213 to 2271 and encodes 352 amino acids. Gene Ontology annotation, molecular function: DNA-binding transcription factor activity, RNA polymerase II-specific; RNA polymerase II cis-regulatory region sequence-specific DNA binding. Lineage: Eukaryota; Metazoa; Chordata; Aves; Galliformes; Numididae. The record is from RefSeq and is a predicted model, not a curated record. Gene Ontology annotation, biological process: vasculogenesis; positive regulation of transcription by RNA polymerase II; lymphangiogenesis.
UGCGGGGAUAUGGGGCUGGGAAUGGAAGGACUUGGGGCUGCGGGUGAGGGGUGUAUGGGUACGGGUCUGGGGGAUGUAAGGUUACAGGGCUGCUGUUGCAAAGGCAUGGGGAUGAAGUAUGCAAGGGUAUGGGGAUGGGAUGUGUAGGGGUACAGGGAUUGGGAUGUAGGGAUAUGGGGCUGGGGGUGUGAGCUACAGAGGUACAGGAAAGCAGUAUGCACAGAUAAGGGGUUGGGGAUGUGAAUUACUGGGGUGCAAAGCUAAGGAUUUGGGCUGCAGACAUAUGGGGAACCAGGUUAUAGGAUACAGAGCAGUGGGAUGCACAGAUACAGGGCUGGGGAUGCGGGUUUUCGGAGUACAGGCGUGAGAAUGUGGGCUGGAAGAGUAUAGGGCUGCGGGAUGCAGGAAUGUAGGGCUGGGAAUAAGGGCAAUGUGGGGGGGGUCAGGAUGCGGGAUUACAAGGAUAAGAGUGCGUGCUAUAGUGGCACAGGGAAGUGGAAUGCACAAAUAUGUGGCUGGGAAUGUGGGUUGUGGGGGUACAGGGCUGAGGAUGUGGUCUGCAAGGGUAUAGGGCAUUGAGAUAUGGGGUACGCAGGUGUGGGGCUUGGGAUGCAGGGGUACAGGGCUGGGGAAGUGGGCUACAGGAAUUUAGGGCUGGGGAUGUGGACUAUGAGAGUACAGGGCUGCAGAUACAAGGACACAGAGCUGGCAAUGUGGACAGCAGGAUUAUAGGGCAGCGGUGUGCAGGAAUAUGGGGCUGAGCAUGCAGGCUGCAGGGGUACGGGGUGCUGGGAUGUAGGUUGUAAGUGUGCGAGGUUGUGGAACGCAGGCUGCAAGGAUAGGAGGGCAUGGGCUGCGAGGACGUGAGGCUGUGAAGGACAGGCUGGAAGGGUACAGGGCUGCGGGAUGCAGACUGGGAGGAUACGGGGCUGGGGGAGAUGGUCACGGGGACAAGGUGCUGCAGGAUAGGGCUGUGGGGUUAGAGGUCUGUGGGGAAACUGUAGGGACGUGGGACUAAAGCAUGCUGGCUGUAGGGCUGGGGGGUUAACAGCCCUGGGGCGCAGCACUGUCGGGCUGUGGGAUAGAGUGUUACAGAAUGUGGGGCUGUGGGAUGUGGGGUUGGAGAGCUGCAUGCACACAAGAGGCAGGGAAACAGGGCUGUGGGGUGCAGGAGUACAGGGCUGAGGGCUGUGGGAGUACACAGCUGUGGAGAUGCAGGAUAACGGGAACACAGGGUUGCAGGAUGCGGGACACACGGCUGUAGGAUGCGGGAUGUGGGAACACGGGAAGCAGGAUAUGGGACGACAGAGCUGCAGGAUGCGGGACUACGGGAAGCAGGAUAUGGCCGGACGGGGCCGCAGGAUGCAGAGACACAGCGCUGCGGGAUGCGGGGACAGGGAGCUCAGGAUAUGGGGCUGCCAAUCAUGGAAAGCGCUGAGUGCCAGCGACAAGCGUCCCUUCGUGGAAGAGGCCGAGCGGCUGCGAAUCCAGCACCUCCAGGAUCACCCCAACUACAAGUACCGCCCGAGGAGGAAGAAGCAAGCCAAGAAAAUCAAGAGGAUGGAACCCAAUAUCCUCCUGCAUAACCUUUCCCAGCCUUGCAGUGACAACUUCAGCAUGAGUCACCACGGCGGCAGCCAGCCGGGCCACCCCCAGCCUCCCCCACUCAACCACUUCAGAGAACUCCACUCCAUGGGGUCGGAUAUUGAAAACUAUGGCUUGCCAACUCCCGAGAUGUCUCCCUUGGAUGUCUUGGAACAGACCGAGCCGGCGUUUUUCCCCCCGCACAUGCAGGAGGACUGCGGCAUGAUGCCCUUCCGCGGGUACCACCACCACCACCCCCAGAUGGAGUUUCCCCAGGAGAAGUGCCUGGGCCGGGACGUGGCCGUGCCCUACGCGCAGCCCCCAGCACACUUGGCCGACGCCAUGAGGACUCCCCACCCCUCCGGCCUCUACUACAACCAGAUGUGCUCGGGGACUCAGAGCGGGCUUUCCGCCCACCUGGGCCAGCUCUCGCCCCCGCCCGAAGCCCACCACAUGGAGAGCGUGGAUCACUUGAACCAAACCGACCUUUGGACGGACGUUGACCGCAAUGAGUUUGACCAAUAUUUGAACAUGAGCAGGACUCGUCCCGAAGCCUCGGGACUGCCUUAUCAUGUCUCCCUGUCCAAAGUGACUCCUAGGAGCAUCUCCUGCGAGGAGAGCAGCUUGAUAUCCGCCCUGUCCGACGCCAGCAGCGCUGUCUACUACAGCCCAUGCAUCACCGGCUAGGCUCGCGCGUGCACCCAACGCAACAAGCCAACGAGCAACCAUCCUCUAAUCGCGAGCUCCGUACUAUGUAGAGUAUCUCAUUAAAUGCAUCGCUUUCUUUCUUAAAAAAAAAAACAACCAAAAAACAAAAAAACAAAAAAAAAGAAAAAAACACAACCCAACCAUGCUGAACUCACCGAUAUACCGUAUAACUAUAUAACACAUAGAUGCCUUCCCAAAGCCAAAGGUUAACCACACGCUAGCCCGCCCACCCGCUGCAGCUCCCAUCGCUCCAUCCUCUCGGGGGCAUUUUUUAGGCAACUGCAGUGAAUCCUGCCUGAGCCAACCCAGCACCAACACCAUCACCCACUGCCCAGCACCCAGCCCUAGGAACUCACGCACUGGGGGGCCCUCGGGAACCCUUUUCGGGGGCUGUUGAAGACUCGUGCUGCCCGGUCAUGGUGGUCUUUAGGACAGUUUUUACUGUAUUCUCAGCAAUAUAUUUUAAUUGGGCAACAAAACUAUAUUUUUACUAAGCAUUUUUAUAUAUAUAAAAUGAUAUUUAAUGUCUUUCGUUGGUUUUUUGUUGUUGUUGUUUUGGUGUUUUGUUUUGUUUUUUUUUUUUUACUAUUAGACUUUUUAAAAAAAAGAAAUCAAGGGAUAUCCAUGAGAUCUAAAGCAUUUAUGUAGCAAAGCUGGAUUUAAAAAAAAAAAAAAAGGAAAAAAAAAAGGGGGAAAAGGAGAUAUUUUGUGAAAAAGGGAGUUACCAUGUAAAUACUGUGGAACAAUCGACUGGAAUUUUGUACAAAGGAAAAAUACGACUGCUAACACUUUUAUUGUCUAGAACUGUACGGCGAGCAAACUGUUUGAUACUGGUUAAUUAUUAAAACAUCUUCAUCUAAUUGC